GGUUGUGGGGCUUUGGUGGUAGGGACGGAGUUAUCCCUACGAGAAAAAUCUACUGCUCUCCCGCCUUCCCGCUCCUUCUUGAAUCUAAAACAAGAAAGAAAAGAAAAGAAAAAGAAAAGAAAACAAAGACCCAUAUUUUGUUAGAGACGGAGAGACUUUUCAGGGGAAAAUGGGAAUGGAGAGAAACUACGGAGAGAGAUAGUUAAGAGAGUGCUAAGCGGAUGGGAUGAAGUUAGUUAGCGAGAAGGAAUAAACUUUGUUUUUAGUACAAGUGUGGGUGAGUAAUGUGGCGGCGAAGAAGUUGAGGUGACUGCGUUUUCUAGUCUCUUCUCCUCUUUCUCUAUGGAUACCCCUGAGAAGAACAAGAUCGGGACUCCCAUCUCUAAAUUCGAGGAUUCUCCUGUCUUCAAUUAUAUCAGUAGUCUUUCUCCUAUCAAGCCAGUUAAGUCUCUACACAUCACUCAGGCCUUUAGCUCUAUUAGUUUUGGAUCCCCUCCAUCAGUUUUCACUUCACCCCAUGUCAGUUCUAACAAGGAGUCCAGAUUCCUCAGGAGGUACAAUAGUUCUGAUCAAGCAAAGCCUGAGGUUUCUUCCGAAAAUGGAAUUGAUGUUCCUACAAGUGAAGAUGCUGUCAUUGACACGGCCCAGAUAUACAACAACUCGGCUGAGCUUCAUGAAAAUUGUAAAUCAGAUGUUAAUGUUGGAGAAGUUUCUGCUGAGCCACAAAAUGAAGGCUCAGCUUUUGUGAUCGAGCUACCGCGUGUUUUAAAGUAUGAUUGUGGUAGCCCUGAUUGUGUCUCAACGCCUCAUGAUGUUGUGGCGGAUUUUGCAUCAAAUUCGACUGAUCCAUCAGCUAAUCUUGUUCAUCAUGUUCAAGUGGUGCCAGAAAUUGGUCCAUCAGAUAAUGAAGCCCAAUUCCAAGAAACAUGUUUGAGUGAGCAGAAAAAACAAGGGGCCAUAUGUGACUGGGACAGUCUGAUGUCUGAUGCUGUCUUGAUUUUUGAUUCACCAAACAGUACAGAUGCUUUUAAGGGGCUGGUUCAGGAUUCUCUGGAACCUGUAACCAGAUUUAGUAAUUCUCUUGGGACAGAAUUCCAACAAAAUGAGAUUAAUAAUGAGCAUGAAAUGCAAAUUGUUGAUCCAGGUUCUGAACAACAUAAUGGGGAAGAACCCCUUUCUCAAACUGGAGAAGCCAGUCAUUUGGAGGAUUUGGACCAAACACAAGACAGAUUUAAUUCAAAUAGUGGCAUGGCUACCAAUCAAAGUAAGAGAAAGGAUAAGGAAGCUGAAACCCGCAUGGCAUUUACUUGCAAGUCUGUUUUCAGUUUACACCGUGGAAUGCGAAGGCGCUGUCUGGACUUUGACAUAUCAGUAGCUCGUAAGAAGAACUUAGGAGAUGGUUCAAAUAGUAGUUCAGUUUUAGCUCAACCUGAUGAGGAGAUCCCUGCUAGUGAGAGGCGACCAGGCUUUAUUAGGCAUUGUGGUGAAUCUAGGCGCAUCUUACCUGGAAUUGGGUUACACUUAAAUGCUAUUGCAACAACCUCAAAGGAUUGCAAAAUCUCUAAGAAUGUGUCUUCCGGAAUACAUAUAAGGUUGCCUGGUUCCACUGUCUCCAUACAUUCUCUGAUGGAUGACCAAGAGGGUCUUGAUAAAGCCUUGAUUCCUGUUUCUUCUGAAAUGGUCACCGAAACCAUUGAAAAUGGGGUCCAGCUUAUAGAAGAUGCUUCUCAAGCAUCAGGAUCAAUAGCUAAUGAAGAAUUCAAUCAGAAUAGCCCCAAGAAAAAGAGGCGUAGAUCGGAAAAUGCUGGAGAAACUGAGGGAUGCAAGCGUUGUAAUUGUAAGAAGUCAAAGUGUUUGAAACUUUACUGUGAAUGCUUUGCAGCUGGUGUGUACUGCAUAGAACCAUGUUCUUGUCAAGAAUGCUUCAACAAACCUAUUCACGAAGAUACUGUUCUUGCUACUCGAAAACAGAUCGAGUCUCGCAACCCUCUUGCAUUUGCUCCUAAAGUGAUUAGGGGCUCUGAUCCUGCACCUGAAUAUGGGGACGAAUCAAGCAAAACCCCAGCUUCAGCCCGACAUAAAAGAGGGUGCAAUUGCAAGAAAUCUAGUUGCCUAAAGAAGUACUGCGAGUGCUAUCAGGGUGGAGUCGGUUGCUCCAUUAGCUGCCGAUGUGAAGGGUGUAAGAACGCAUUUGGUAGAAAGGAUGGUUCUGUUAUGAUAGGAACAGAAGAGCAAGAUGAAGAAGAAACAGACGCAUGUGAAAAGAGUUUGGCCGCACCUGUACAGAAGAUGGAAAUUCAUAACAAUGAAGAUCCAAAUCCAGGCUCUUCUCAUCCAAUUACACCAUUAAGGAUAUCCAGAUCUUUGGUUCAACUACCAUUCUCAUCGAAAGGCAAACCACCAAGAUCUUCCUUUGUUACUGGGGCAUCCUCUUCUGGAUUGUACAGUCAGACGCAUGGUAAACCAAGUAUUCUCCGAUCUUCUCAACCGAAAUUGGAGAAACAUGUGCAAACUAUUCCAGAUGAGGAAAUGCCAGAAAUUCUUAUUGGGGAUGGCUCUCCCAAUAGUGCUGUCAAGACCUCUUCUCCCAACAGUAAGAGGGUCUCUUCUCCUCAUUGCCACUUUGGAUCACCUGGCCGGAGGGCUGGCCGGAAGUUGAUAUUACAAUCCAUUCCUUCAUUUCCUUCUCUUACUCAGCACUAAGUUUUGAAGCCUUUUUUUUUUCAAUUUUUUUAUAUAUUUAUUUUAGUAUGAAGUUAAGGACAGUUAUUUUUAGUUAACAUUGUAGUUUGCGUUGAAUGGAAGUAGUUAAGUUGUAGACGACAGUUAAAGGUCAUCGUCUGUACUGUAGAAUAAGAUAAAGAUGGUAUGCUACUCGCAUGUCUGUGCUCUCUCCUCUUCUUGUAAAAUAUGUCUUCAUCUUCAUUUGAUCUGCAAUUUUUUCUUCU
This is a messenger RNA of Humulus lupulus (European hop), 2948 nucleotides long. Its product is annotated as protein tesmin/TSO1-like CXC 3. The transcript is spliced from 10 exons. Lineage: Eukaryota; Viridiplantae; Streptophyta; Magnoliopsida; Rosales; Cannabaceae. The coding region runs from base 343 to 2703 and encodes 786 amino acids. Gene Ontology annotation, molecular function: DNA-binding transcription factor activity. The record is from RefSeq and is a predicted model, not a curated record.